Messenger RNA from Argentina anserina (silverweed cinquefoil), 2044 nucleotides. RefSeq names its product sterol 3-beta-glucosyltransferase UGT80A2-like. The coding region runs from base 17 to 1822 and encodes 601 amino acids. Gene Ontology annotation, molecular function: hexosyltransferase activity; UDP-glycosyltransferase activity. NCBI's taxonomy places the organism in Eukaryota, Viridiplantae, Streptophyta, Magnoliopsida, Rosales, Rosaceae. The transcript is spliced from 14 exons. The record is from RefSeq and is a predicted model, not a curated record. Gene Ontology annotation, biological process: carbohydrate metabolic process.
CACACUCCCCAAACCUAUGGCGGCCGCGCCUCCCGCCGACCUCCGCCGCUCCGAUUCCGGCAGCUCCUCCGACACUUCCGUCUAUUACGACGCCCACCUCGACGGUACCGACGUCAAUGGCCGCAGCAGCAGCUCCUCUUCAGAGCGGCGUGUGCCUGUAGAAGCCUUCGGAGAAUACGCCGAAACCGGUAAUGGCGCUGUUACCGGAACCUCGUCGGGUUCGAGUUCGGGUCCGACGAGCCCGAGGUUGAGCCAGAGCCAGUCAUUCGCUCUAUACCUAAGCAGACUCUUCGACGAUAAAAUUCCUUUCAGAAAAAAGCUGAAGCAUAUAAACCAAGUGGCGACGGUUACGGAUAACGGAACGGUUCAUUUUGACGUGCCGGGGGAUGUUAAGCCGCAGUUACUUGAUUUUGGGACCGGAGUUGUUUAUGAUGAGGAGAGUUCCGGCGGAACGGAAGAUGAUGCGCCUGAUGUACCUCCCCUGCAAAUUGUAAUGCUGAUUGUCGGCACACGAGGAGAUGUUCAGCCAUUUGUUGCGAUUGGAAAAAAAUUGCAGGAAUAUGGCCAUAGGGUUAGGCUAGCAACUCAUGCAAAUUUUAAAGAUUUUGUCCUUACUGCUGGGUUGGAGUUCUAUCCUUUAGGUGGUGACCCGAAAGUUCUUGCUGAAUAUAUGGUCAAGAAUAAAGGUUUCUUGCCAUCAGGACCUUCAGAAGUAUCUAUUCAGAGACAGCAAUUAAAAGAUAUAAUAUUUUCUUUACUUCCUGCAUGCAAGGAACCUGAUCCUGAUUCCAAAGUCCCAUUUAAAGCUGAAGCAAUUAUUGCCAACCCGCCGGCAUAUGGGCACUCUCAUGUUGCUGAGGCACUCCGAGUACCACUUCAUAUAUUUUUCACAAUGCCAUGGACGCCUACCAGUGAAUUUCCUCAUCCUCUAUCCCGUGUCAAACAACAGAUCGGAUAUAGACUAUCAUAUCAAAUAGUCGAUGCAUUAAUUUGGCUAGGAAUUCGAGACCUGAUAAAUGAGUUUAGGAAGAAAAUGCUGAAGCUGAGACGUACCUCGUAUUUAAGUGGAUACUAUAGUACUCUUCCUGAUGUUCCCUAUGGGUAUAUAUGGAGUCCUCAUCUUGUUCCCAAACCUAAAGAUUGGGGGCCUAACAUUGAUGUCGUUGGGUUUUGUUUUCUCGACCUUGCUUCAAAUUAUGUGCCUCCUGAUUCACUUGUGAAGUGGCUUGAAGCUGGUGAACCGCCUGUCUAUGUUGGAUUUGGUAGCCUUCCUCUUCAAGAACCAGAGAAAAUGACCAAUAUUUUUCUUGAAGCUUUAAAGAUUACUGGACAGAGAGGCAUUAUCAACAAAGGCUGGGGUGGCCUUGGUAAUUCGGUAGAAACAAAUGAUUCUGUGUACUUAGUGGACAAUUGCCCCCAUGAUUGGCUCUUCCUACGAUGCUCUGCCGUGGUACAUCAUGGAGGAGCUGGGACAACUGCUGCCGGUUUGAAAGCUGCGUGUCCAACUACAAUUGUGCCAUUCUUUGGAGACCAGCCAUUUUGGGGUGAGAGGGUGCAUGCCAGAGGAGUAGGUCCUGCUCCGAUCCCGGCUGAUGAGUUUGCACUUGAAAAAUUGGUUGGUGCCAUACGGUUCAUGCUAGAUCCAAAGGUUAAAGAGCGUGCUGUUGAACUUGCGAAAGCAAUGGAGAAUGAAGACGGGGUCUCCGGAGCAGUGAAGGCCUUUCACAAGCACUUUCCUAGCAAUAAAUCUCAGUAUGAGUUGAUGCCAGCUCGGAAAGGCCAUUUUUCUAUCAGGCAAUGUUUUGGUUACUCCUAUUCAUGAUCUUAUACGUUGGCUGGUCUUGUUCCAAUUCGCCAAUUUCAUGGCCGGUUGAAAAUUCGUGAUCGUCUUCUUUCCAUCAUGGAGUUGUAUGGCAGUGAAAUCCUCAAAAUUAACACUUCAUUGUAGUCUCGGGGGGUCAUAUUGUUGAGAUUCUAUCAGAAUACUUAUUUGAAGAAGGCUUAGCUUAGCACUUUAUUUAUAUAAUAUCAAUUGAUGCACAAC